This is a messenger RNA of Corvus hawaiiensis (hawaiian crow), 2182 nucleotides long. It is a transcript of the gene RAB25, whose product is annotated as RAB25, member RAS oncogene family. Gene Ontology annotation, molecular function: GTP binding; GTPase activity. The record is from RefSeq and is a predicted model, not a curated record. Gene Ontology annotation, biological process: exocytosis. Gene Ontology annotation, cellular component: recycling endosome. The coding region runs from base 851 to 1492 and encodes 213 amino acids. NCBI's taxonomy places the organism in Eukaryota, Metazoa, Chordata, Aves, Passeriformes, Corvidae. The transcript has 5 exons.
AAGAACCUGCAAGGGGCUGCUGUCAAAGAAGAGGGGUUACAACAGAGCCGAGCCCCUGCACAGCCCUGCUGGUCGCACUGGGAUAGCUGGGGGUGGUGGGGGCUCCUUCCCGUCCCAGUUUCCCUGGCUUUCACACGAUGGCAGCAGAGGCGAGGGAACAUUCACGGCCGGCGGGAGCCGGGCUGAGCGGGGGUUCUGCUCCUGGCACAGCUGCCCUCGCUGCCAUCACUCCCCAGAGUGCCCUCCUCUGCCCUUGCUGCCCCGGUCUGCCUUUGCUGCCAUCGCACCACACACUGUCCCGCUCUGCCCAUGUUGCCCCGCUCUGCCAUCGCUGCCCUCCCCGCCCGUGCCACCCUCACUGCGCACGCUGCUCGGGUUGCCCUCGCUGUUGUGUCUGCGCUGCCCCUGCCCACACUGCCCUCACACCCCACAGUGCCCUCGCACCCUUCCCUGACCACGCUGUCCGUGUUGCCCGUACUGUUCAUGCUGUCCUCGCUGCCCCAGCCUACCCCGCACUCAGCAUCAGGCCCUGGCUCCUCCUCCAGCCACCCCGUGACGGUCCCAGGGGUGACACUACCUGCCCAACCUGCGCUGCGACACCCAGUCCCACCCCUUGAGUCAACCGGCCGCGCUGUCGCCAACCCCGCCUGUGCCGCCGCCGCUGCCCCAGACCCUCCGCGGGACCCCCUUGGCUCCGCUCGCUCCCCGACAGAGAGGAACCUUCGGUCGCUCCGUCUCCUCCCUCGGCGCCUCCGGGAGCCCGGCCCGCCCCGCCAUCUGCUCGAGGCUUGGCAGCGGGAAGGAGGAAACCCCGGGCGGCACUGCGAGGGCAGGCGGCAACCGGGGCGACAUGGGCAGCGCCGAAGAGGAUUAUAACUUUGUCUUCAAGGUCGUCCUGAUCGGGGAGUCUGGGGUGGGAAAAACAAACCUGCUCUCUCGUUUUACCCGCAACGAGUUCAACCACGACAGCCGCACCACCAUCGGCGUGGAGUUCUCCACCCGCACAAUCCUGGUGGGAGACGCCGUGGUGAAGGCUCAGAUCUGGGACACUGCCGGACUGGAGCGGUACCGCGCCAUCACCUCAGCGUAUUACCGGGGGGCUGUGGGUGCCCUGGUCGUGUUUGACAUCACCAAGCACCAGACGUACGAUGUGGUGGACCGCUGGCUGAAGGAGCUGUACGACCAUGCUGAGGCCAGCAUCGUUGUCAUGCUGGUGGGGAACAAGACUGACCUCGCACAGGCUCGGGAGGUGCCCAUGGAGGAGGCAAAAAUGUUUGCAGACAACAACGGGCUGCUGUUCGUCGAGACCUCGGCACUGGACUCCACCAAUGUUGAGGAAGCAUUUGAGACCAUCCUGAAGGAAAUCUUCUACAAAGUGCAGAAGCAGAAGCAGAGGAGCAGCCAAAGCAACACGGUGUCACUUGCCAGCGAGAACCCCGCAAGCACGGCCCCGGCACAGGCGGAGAGGCGCCCGUGCUGCGUGGCCCUCUGAGCCCGCUGGGCACCCCGGGAAGCCCCCGGGGAACCCCACGGCCCCGGGACACACCAGUGGCAUCCAGCACAGGCUGGUGUCACCCUGCCUGCAGUGACAUCCCUGUCCUGGUGCAGUGGGGACCAACAGCCUGGACAGGAGCCAAAUUCUGCCAUAAACAGUGAGAAGCACCAGUUCCAGGAGCUCUUCUCUCUCUGUUUCAUUUUUGCUGGGCCCUGAUUAGCAUCACCACUGUCACGCACCGUAUCAGCCCUUGUGGACCUGCAGGGCAAAGGACCAGGACACCCCUGAGGCACCUCUGGGGAAGAAGCCAGGAGGUUCUUGGCAGGAUCAUGCCAGCAACGGGAGCUCUCUGAUUGCCUCUGCCCCUGGGGUUGCUCCUGUAGGGCCACCCUGUGCCACGUGCUGAGGAUGUGGCUGACCAACAGGUGUCUGUCUCACCAGGGACUGCUCUGGAGUUGAGCCAAGCCCUCAGGAGUGAAGUGGCAGCACUCAGCCCUUGGCUGUCUCAUCCCUAGACAUCUGUCCCAUCCUUAGACAUGGGGCAAGUGUGACAGCCAGACCAAGCAAAGGUGCCUGCUGUCUGCAUGGCAGAACAGGGCUCAGCGCGGGGCCCAGUGCCGUGGGGCCGGGAGCAGCUCUGUGUCCAGCACGGGUGUGACGCAAUCAUUAAAGGACUUGUGAAAUGCA